AAUAUAAAUAAAUCCUCGUGAUGUAACGGCACUCUUUUGUUGGGGCUGCGAGAUUCUCAGCUGUUCGGUUUAAAAGGCGAAUGAAAAUGCGGCGAAGUUGUCUUUUGAGGUAAAGGUGGAAACUGAAUUGUGUCCGCACCAUAAAGGACAUUUCUUCUCUAUUUUUGAAGGAAGCUAACAUUUCACAAGCUUGUGUUAAGAGGGCUGCGCGUAAGCGAAUUCACCAUGAAUAUGCACUUUGAAGGAUCCACUAGCGUCACUCUCUUGUUUGACUUCUGGAACGUGCACGGGCCUGCAGGAAUGGUGUUGUCGGUCUUUGUGGUUUUACUGCUCACCGUGUUAUACGAGCUUCUAAAAGUGUGGAAGAUCACAUUGGAAAAACGGAUGCAAUCUCCCAUCGCACAUUCUUCUAAUCCGGUGUCAUUCACAACCAACUCUUCCUGCUUCGCUCCUGUCACCGAGUGUCAUGGUGGAAGCUCUGAUCUGGCCAGCAGUCCCUCAGAGAUCUCAUUAGCUCCCACUGAGCAUACGGUUGAAACUGCUGGCUCCACAACAAGGACUAAGAGCUGGCUCAUUCACAGCAUCCAGACAGUCCUACACAUCCUGCAAGUGACGCUAGGCUACUUGUUGAUGCUCUGCGUCAUGUCUUACAACGUGUGGAUCUUUCUGGGCGUCAUCAUGGGCUCCGUCUUGGGAUACUUUUUGGCUUUCCCUCUUCUGAAUCACGUCUGAGAAGAACAAAAGAUGGAAAACAAGAUGCGACGGCCCUAAAUGCCUGUGGUCUCACUGAAACCUCCAGUCAUGAGCGAUGGGGAACUGUUUUUUAAAAUUACAUUUAUGAUGGCAAGCUGGUUAGAGUUAUUAUUUUAAACAAUAAGCUGUGCGAAAGGUUUAUUGUUUUGGAUAAUUCGUAAUUUUUUACUUUUUAAAGAGAAUAUUUUAAAGAUCAUGCUUGAAAUUGAAAUUUACUCGAGGUAAAGUGGGGCAGCAUUCUUGUUUGUAAAGACGUGCUGUAGAAGUGAUUUUAUACCUCAUUGAGAGGGUGUAAUAUAUCACAGCAUGUGAUUUCAUAUAUGAGGUUAUGAAACCUGUCAUGAUGCUGUAAUGUGAUCACAUGAUCUCCCAUUUAAACAGUUCGUUUCAGCACUGUACUAAAUGGCUGUAUACUGUAUUGACUGAUUUAACUAAUAAGCUCAUUUCUGUUAGGAAUGUUUAAAUUGUACUGUGAGAUUUGCUGGGGUUUUGCUCUUAUUUUGUGGAAUUGCAUCAAUUUUGAACCACGAGUGCGUCAAGAUCACAUUGGGCAUUACAGCUGAAUAGGGAACAAAAGUCACUGGUUUAAAUUUAAAGAGAUACAAAUCAUGUGGCUUGAGUUAAUAUUCUGUAGCUGUACAGAGAGGUUAGUGAGAGCAGAAAUUCAAGCAUAACACAGAAGGUGAGAUUUGAUUUCAUAUAACUAUUUGGAGAAAAUUAUUGCACUUGUGGAAAACUUACAAUCCUCACCACUUUUCAACUCGAUAUUAAUAAAACAAGGCAAUAAUUGUUUUGCUUCCAA
Messenger RNA from Misgurnus anguillicaudatus (oriental weatherfish), 1555 nucleotides. It is a transcript of the gene slc31a2, whose product is annotated as solute carrier family 31 member 2. The record is from RefSeq and is a predicted model, not a curated record. Gene Ontology annotation, cellular component: membrane. Gene Ontology annotation, molecular function: copper ion transmembrane transporter activity. Gene Ontology annotation, biological process: copper ion transmembrane transport. Lineage: Eukaryota; Metazoa; Chordata; Actinopteri; Cypriniformes; Cobitidae.